Gossypium raimondii (Peruvian cotton) is the source of this 1635-nucleotide messenger RNA. Its product is annotated as F-box/kelch-repeat protein At3g06240-like. The record is from RefSeq and is a predicted model, not a curated record. Gene Ontology annotation, molecular function: protein binding. The transcript has 2 exons. NCBI's taxonomy places the organism in Eukaryota, Viridiplantae, Streptophyta, Magnoliopsida, Malvales, Malvaceae. Bases 238 to 1452 code for a protein of 404 amino acids.
CUUUUGAGGAAAAGAAAUCAUUCCCGGCAGUCUGUAAAGAAACCAAAAAAAGGGAAAAGGGGGUCUCUUUUCUCUGGAUGAAAUCCAGAUUCCGGCCAAAGGGCCGCCUUGUCUCCGCCGCACCGGCCGACGUAGCCGAGUCCGGAAAGUUCAAAGGUUUGGACCAUAGAUGACACCUACCAACUCCCAUUUUAUUCAUUCCUCUUACCCAAUUACAAAGAAAAUCAAAAUAGCAAGAUGCAGAGGCCAAGGUUUGAAUUGCCAGAAGCUUUGGUUAUGGAAAUUCUGUCAAAGCUGCCAGUUAAAUCCCUUACUCGCUUCAACUGUGUUUGUAAGUAUUGGUGUUCUUCUUUUCAAACUCCUCAUUUCAUUUCCAAUAAUUAUCACAACAACCUUGAAAACAACAACCUUAAUCUACUGCUUAGUCGCUGUGAUGGUAACACCUUCCAACGUUAUUUCUCUCAACUUUCAAAUGAAAAAUAUCAAAAUUAUAUAGUAAAACAAAACAUUCACUUGCCCUUUUUUAGGAAUGAUCUCCCCUCUGUUUAUGGUGCUUGUCAUGGAUUAUUGUGUUUACUUGAUCCUUCAAAGGAUAAGGCUGCCAUUUGGAACCCAUCAACCAGAGAGUUUAAAAUCCUUCCACCAUCUUCAAUCCAACGCCCUCCAUAUUUUUCCCCAUUCGAAGAAACCUACCUUACUUUAGAUGACGUUUCUUUUAACCACGCUGCUUUUGGGUUUGACUCUAAAACUGAUGACUACAAAGUCAUACGAUUUGUUAGUCUUACUUUUGUUAAUAGUGAAGAACAAUAUCCACAUCCUCAUUUUAUGGACCAAGUUGAGUUGUAUUCUCUUAGAAGUAAUUCCUGGCAGGAAAUUCCAUGUCCUGAUUAUAAACCAACUGGAACAACUUUGGGAAAUAAUUAUGUAGACGGAAUUUGCUAUUGGAAAACAGAGACAGGGGCAUAUCUUGAUUUUAGAGGACUAAUUCUUUCAUUUGACAUGGGGAAUGAGAAGUUCUCAAUUUUACCUAUCCCAGAAUUCGUUGGGUCUUUCCCAGAAUACUAUGUUAAUCUAUUGGUGUUUAAUGGAUCACUUGGUGCUAUUGUUUACCCAACGGAAGGAAUUGACACGUCUUUUGAUUUAUGGGUUACAAGUGAAGGAGUGUGGACUAAACAAUUCAAUAUUAAAUCCAUUUCUGGAGUUGUACACCCAUUGGGAUUUGGGAAAAAUGGUGACUUGUUUCUUAGAGACACAAAUGAUGAAGUACUCCUAUUUGACGCCUCCACCCAAGAGCUUAAGGAGCUUCAGAUUAAUACUUAUCUAGAUCAUUUUCGGUUCACCAUCUCCCUUCAUGCAUAUUUAGAGAGCCUGGUUCGUAUCAAUGGAAUACAAGAGAAUAUUGAGAAACAUGUAAUACGUCAACCAGCGAGAGAUGCAUCAAAUGAAUACUAAAUAUGAAGAAGGCAUGAAAUGGAUACUGAAUAUGAAGAGGGAUGCGGAGCUAGAACAUAUAUGUGUAAGAUGUAAUAGGAAUUUUUUGUUGUGAGCUUCUUAAUAUUGCUGUUAUUGUUUGGGUUAUAUGUUUGAGAUGUUAACUAUUUCCUGGUUUCUGUAUUUGGAGAAUUGUUCAGUUUA